GAGUGAGUGAGAGAGAGAGAGAGAGAGAGAAGGAGGGGGACGCGGUUUCCUCUCCGCACGCGCCGCAGGAACACAGCGAACCGACUGGGAGGGAAAACGCUGCAGACGGACAGAAAGGAACCCGAGCGGCUCCGACUCCUUUUGUUUGAGGGAAAAAGCGGCGGAACCGAGGAACCCAGAACGAUGAACGCGCGAGCUCGGACGUGUCCUCGUGACAGCCAUCUUUAAGAGCUUUUUGUGUGUGUGUGUGUGUGAGAGUGAGAGAGAGAGUGAGUGCUCCUCGCAGGCUAAUUUUUGUAGGAUUAGUAGGAGGAGGCGGAGGGUGAGGGGGGGAAAAAUUCGCCCUUCCUUUGAGGUAGGAUAUGGAGCAUAGCAUUUAGCCUCCAUACUGCACGCGCCGGUUUGUAGCCUAAAACCCACCUCCUUUUCUUCACACUGUUUGUUUUACUAACAUUGUUUGUUUGUCCAUAAUAUUUACGCAGCACGUCGCUCUUUCUUUUUAUCCGCAGAGCUUCUCUCUCUCUUUCUCUCUCUCUCUCAUAUGCUACACUGUAUAAUCAGUCUCUGCGCGCGGUGCGUUUCAGGCCUUGUGUUUGUGGAUGGAAUGUAACAGUAACAUUGAAUCCGCAGCUGCUUUGAUCGCAUCUCUUCUGAUCUCUAUAGAUUGACUUUUAACAGGCAGAGGAAGAGAGAGGGGGGGAAAUCAAAUAAACCGGAUGAAUUAGAACUACAUAUGUAAAAAUAUCCUAGCCGUUUUUGUUCUCCGGAGGUUUAAAGGCGCCCUGCGUGACUCGGUUGUUUAUUCUAGUGGUAGUAGAAUUAAUAAGGACUAGGAGGGGUUGAAAAGGACGUCGGCGCGUUUUUCAAUGUUAAUGUCGACCGACGUUGCGUCCAUCAUGCUGCCCGUUAGUCGGGGACUGAUGGAGCGGGACAGCAGGGACUUGGAACCGAACCCUAGCCAGAACCCGCAGGCGCAGAACCAGAGCGCGAGCCCUAACCCGGUUCGAGGGAUGAAGCGUGGAGACCCGGAGCCCGACGCGCACGGAGCCGCUGCAGCGCCCCUCGGGGACUCGGUAGGGGCCGAGUGUAAGAGACCCCGCAUGGAAGGCGGAGGAGGGGAUCUGAGCCAGAACAAUGAUCCACUCAACAUGGGCUUCCAUGCAUACCCCUCAACCAGUCAGGGUUCUCAGGACGCGAUGGGGGCUCAGGAAGGCCUCGUCCCUCCACCGUACUCGUCCUUCCCCCCUCCUCCUCCGCCGCCGCCCCAGAACGGCUUGCCGCUGGACUUCGGAGGCAGCGGUAUUUACCCCGCAGGGGGCCAGGGACAAGUGGAUGCACCGUCAGGGAUCACUAACCCCCCCUCAGCCCCCAGCACUCUCAACACACAAAUAUCAGAUGGCUCCUCCCAGGCCGAGGGCCCGUCUACGUCGGCCAGUGGUUCAGGAGUAUCUGGGACCGAAGAAUCCGCAGACGGGAAAGUGACCCCGAAACGUCUCCAUGUCUCCAACAUCCCCUUCCGCUUUCGAGACCCCGACCUGCGCCAGAUGUUUGGGCAAUUCGGGAAGAUCCUGGAUGUGGAGAUAAUUUUCAAUGAGAGAGGCUCUAAGGGCUUCGGCUUCGUGACGUUCGAGAACAGCGCGGACGCUGAGAAAGCCCGCGAGAGGCUGCAUGGGACGAUAGUAGAGGGCAGGAAGAUAGAGGUGAACAACGCUACAGCUCGCGUGAUGACCAAUAAGAAGCUGGUCAGUCCGUAUGCUAACGGAGAGGGACUCAGCGCGCUGCCUUAUGUAGCUGGGUGGAAGCUGAGCCCCAUGGUGGGUGCAAUGUAUGGGCCGGAGCUCUAUGCAGGUGAGGUGUUGGUUCCAGGGUUUCCGUAUUCCACAGCAGCAGCAGCGGCGGCAGCCACUACAGCCGCCACCUUCAGGGGUGCUCACCUGCGGGGUCGCGGCCGGCCCGUUUACGGCGCUGUGCGUGCAGCCAUCCCGCAACCCGCCAUUCCAGCAUACCCAGGCGUGGUGUACCAGGAUGGUUUCUAUGGGCCCGCAGAUCUCUAUGGUGGUUAUGCGGCGUAUCGCUACGCCCAGCCCACCGCCGUAGCAGGUCCAACUGCAGCAGCAGCGGCGGCAGCAGCUGCAGCAGCCUAUAGCGACAGUUAUGGUCGUGUGUAUGCGGCAGAUCCCUACGCUACAGCGCUAGCAGCCCCCACGGCUGCAGCAUAUGGAGUGGGCGCGAUGGCCACCCUCUAUAGGGGCGGAUACAGCAGGUUUUCUCCUUACUAAACUCCCGAACCUCUCAGCUCCACCGACUCGCCCCAAAUUUUACCAACAAUCAGUCUCUUAGGAGCACACAAGUCCUUUUUUUUGUGGACAAAACAAAAACACACCGCUUAAGAAUAAAUACUUGAGAAAGGAAAGUACAUCACUACAAGUGGGUUUUAAAAAAAUAAAAAUUAAAAAAAAAAAAAAAAUUACAUACCUAAAAGUAACUUUAAAAGACGAGCGAGAUGCUGACUGAGGAAUUGCACGGCUGAAAAAAAUAAUUUCUUUCCUUCUUUGGCACGUUUCUCUGCACAUAUGCAUGCAGUAAUGGCUCUAGAGCAACGGUUCGAACAGCCAACAAACUCCAUGUGCACAGCGUCUGGACUACAACGGACAAAGUUUGUACAUCGCUCUUCAGAGUACCACACUACAUUAUACCUAGCCCUAACAAAGAAGCCUGCCCACACCACCACAUUGACUGUAAGAGGACACGGAUCACACGAGCCACCAACAAACAGAACCCGCACGUUCUUUAGUAGAGGAACCGAGAAAACACGACAUGAAAGGAGAUGACUGUUUGAAAAUGGUGUGGUUUUUUUGUUUGUUUGUUUGUUUUUUGUUUUUUUUUCUCUGCUCAUAAGGAAAGAAAAGACUGGGAUGUAAAACAAAACUGACAGCUGUUACGAAUCAGCGAAGAUUUCCGCACGCUUAUGGGACGACGUGUCAUAACAUAGCAUAACCUACGGAAAACCUUGCUUCAAUCUUUUCUCGUUAUUUUUUUUUUUCCGUUCGCGUUCAAAUUACCUCCUGCUUUCGAAGUCUUUCUGAAAAGACGUACCUUUAAAAUUGAAUAGUAGCAAUAUGCAAAUAAACUAGAUUAGAACAAAAAUGUUACCAAACUUCGUUAUUAUUAUUAUUGAGACUAUUUCUUUAAACGCCGUCCCUGUGACCUGUUGACUCCUAUAUAAACGGAGGUUAAAUAACAAAAUUAUCGAAAUGUAACCCGAUACUAUAUCACCGUUUAGGAAGAAAAAAACCCGCACACUAAGAAUUUUUACAAUUUGUUCAGGCCCUCGUUGGUAUUUAGAGGCCUUGAGCCCUUUUUACAAGAAUCGUGCUGUCAAAUAUGCAACUUGGUUCAUUUCACAACAGGGUGUGCAGCAAGCGAAAACUUUGGAUAUUUAAAAAAAAAAAAGGUUAAACGACAUAGUAUUUUCUUUCUCGCUUCUCGUCGUGUAUUUACUCUUAUCUUAUCUUCUGAAUAUUGAUAUUAUGUCUUAUGAAUUUUGGUUCCAAAGAUUUUGUGAAGCACAUUGGGUUUUUUUUUGUUGUUUGUUUGGUUGUUUUUUUUUUUUUCUUUUGCAUAUAUGUAUGAGCCUAUGAUAAUUUUCUGUUGUUUGCCUCGUUUUAUUUUUGUAUCAAUAGAUUUUACUGUUUGUUUGAUUUUGAAGUGACUUCAAAAAAAAAAAAAAGCGGUUUGAAAUGAAAUGGACUUUGCAGUGCAGUGUCUGCUGUGCCAUCGACAUCCUGUUUCCACCGUAAUUUAUUAACAAACCUAUCAGUCGAGCAGGUUAUUCUGUGGUCAGGAUUUCUCAGUGUGUACGUGCUUCGUUCCGAGUCGUGUCGCAGUACUUCCGUGCUGGAAUGUUGGAAAAGCAUGAAACCUGAGCUACUGGGUAUUAAUCGUGUCUGGAUUCACGCGUUUAAAAAUGAUUUCACAGCGUUGAUCAUGACGUCAACACGUGUACUAUAUAGGGAAGUGAUAGAAAACAUUUCAUACUUUAGUUAAGCUUUUUAGUUUAAUCCCACAUUUUUGUUUUUGUGUGACGUAGGGGUCAAAUUAUAUUCCGCUGUUCCGAGUCCAGGAAGCGGAACGUGUAUUAAGAUUUUAAGGAACGUCCCGCCUCUCUCUGAAAGCUCACUCAUUGAGAUGGAAGGGUGUUAACUCUCUUACUGUCCAUUAGGUACUUUGCAGCCUAUGCACUACGUUUCUCAGUGUUAUCAAGAAAAUUAAGACAUCAUUAGCUGCGCUCAUCCUCCCCCUUUACCUUUUUAGACUCUUCCAAGAUCUGUGUUAGAUAAAUAAGGAUGGAUUUGUCCAUUUUUUUUUUUUGUUUUUUGUUUUUUUUUUUUGGGGUAGCCUUCCAAUGUGUAUAGUGGCUGAAGGAUCUACUGUUAAAAUGGUAAUCUAAAGCCAGACAGGAUUAGACUCAUCUCAGUCCAGUGAUAUUUAUUAACAACGAAUUCCGUCCUGCGAGUCAAACCAAGAUGGGAAUUCAUGGAUCUGAUUGGAUAUUCGAGUCGGAAUCCUCCAAAAAAAAAAAGGGUGUGUGAGUCUAGAUUUGUUGGAUCGUCUUAUAGAGCACAGGUUUCCGAUAACGUCCAGCUGUACAGUCAGGAUGGGAAAGAAACAAGCUGCCACCUUCGGCAGGAACCCAAUCCAAGCCUAUAUCUCCUUUCCAUCUUUGCACAUUAUUAUAUAAUACAUGUUGUGCAUAUAUUAUCCUUUAGUUUACAAUGUGAGUGUGUUUUCGAUUUGAACUCUUCCUCUCUGCAUACUCGGAUGCCAUUUGUGAUGUAAUUUGUAUCUGAAUGUCCAUAUAAACUGUUUUUUUUAAAUAUA
Neoarius graeffei (lesser salmon catfish) is the source of this 4881-nucleotide messenger RNA. RefSeq names its product RNA binding fox-1 homolog 2 (gene rbfox2). The record is from RefSeq and is a predicted model, not a curated record. The transcript has 13 exons. Gene Ontology annotation, cellular component: nucleus; cytoplasm. Bases 867 to 2279 code for a protein of 470 amino acids. Gene Ontology annotation, biological process: regulation of alternative mRNA splicing, via spliceosome; nervous system development. Gene Ontology annotation, molecular function: mRNA binding. NCBI's taxonomy places the organism in Eukaryota, Metazoa, Chordata, Actinopteri, Siluriformes, Ariidae.